AUGAAAGAAAUAAAAAGCCUCUUUUUAGCUUUAUUAAAGAAAGAUAGUUCCAAAUCCAACCAAAGCCUCACCGAAGAAGAUACGAAAUCCACCAGCAAUCCUCUGACCAGCAUUUCCAGGACUUUUGACUCAGAAUUUGAGGACUCUUUCUUCGGUUCCAUAAGUGAAGGUAACGAGUCGAUUCUAGUCCAAAAAAUUCCAAGACGAAAUAUUCAGCCUGCCUCAGUUAUUCCGCUCUCCCAUUCUAACUCGAUGAAUGAGGCUCUUUGACAAGCAGCUCAGCAAAACAAGGCAGAACUAUGUAGAGAGUUAUUACAAAAAUCAUUUUACGGAGACGCAGUUGCUGACGUAAACUUCAAAGGAAAUAAUAACGACACCCCACUGCAUGUUGCAGCACAAGAAGGGUUCCUAAAAGUUUGUGAGACCUUGCUGGACUAUGGGGAAAAGGCCGAUAUUGAUGCUAAAAACUCCAAAGGGCGAACCGCGCUUCAUAUCGCAUGCAUGAAUGGGCAUUUGCAAUUAGCUCAACUACUGGUGAGGUCAGGAGCAGAAAUAGAUGUGACAGAUAAUGAUGGAAACACGCCUUUGCAUUUGGCUUCUCAAAACUCCCAUAAUGGGCUUAUUAUUUGGCUGUUAUCUAAGAAGCCAAGCAUAUUUAUUGAAAAUAAUCUAGAAAAAACAGCAGCUGAAGUAUCAGGAUCAGAGGAAACUGACAAGAUUUUUCAGAAAUAUAUCAAUAAGACUGGCUCUCAAGCGUUAUCCUCGUCAUCUGGAUCUCGAAUUGAAACACAAAGAGUUAGUAUAUUAUAUAUGUCUACAGCUGAUGAACCUCAAGCACCUGAACGGGUAAGUCCUUUUGACUUUGAGCUUCUCCAAGAACUCGGAAAAGGCAGUUUUGGAGAAGUUUACUUAGUUAGAAAAACAGCUACACAAAUACUUUAUGCUAUGAAAGUUUUGAGGAAAGAUAGGAUUAUGGCUCAAAAUUUAAUAAAAUACGCUUUGACUGAAAGAAAUGUAAUGAGCUACGUCAAGCAUCCUUUCAUUGUGUCACUCAACUACGCAUUUCAGACACCAGAAAAAUUAUUUUUGAUUCUAGAUUACUGUCCAGGAGGCGAUCUUGGGUCAAUGCUUACAAAAGAAAAAAGAUUUGCUGAAGAAAAAGCAAGGAUUUAUUUGUGUGAAGUCAUAUUGGCUUUAGAAGAGCUGCACAAAAAAGGAAUUAUUUUUAGAGACUUAAAGCCUGACAAUGUCGUUAUUGAUGAAGAAGGCCAUGCCUUGCUAACUGAUUUUGGGUUAUCCAAAGAAGGAGCUCAUGACAAUUAUACAACAAAAAGUUUCUGCGGAUCUCUUGCAUAUCUAGCACCAGAAGUUAUCAGGAGACAAGGGCAUGGGAAAUCAGUAGAUUGGUAUUUAUUAGGAGUUUUGCUGUAUGAGAUGCUUGUAGGAAUACCUCCUUAUUUUUCAGUGAACAGAGAAGAACUGAUAUCAAACAUCCAAAAAGGAAAAUUGAGGCUUCCUUCAAGCUUGAGUUUUGAGGCAAAAAGCUUGAUUAAACAGGUAAAUUCUAUUUAGUUGCUUCAUCGUGACCCAUGUGCCAGGCUUGGAGCUAAAAGAGAUUCUGAAGAAAUAAAAUGUCACGAAUUUUUUAGAGGAAUUGACUGGAACAGUGUUUUAAAUAGAGAGCUGAGACCAGCAGCUCCUAAUAGAAAAGUCAUUAAGCAAGAAAAUAUAGACCCGAUCAAAGUAUAUGGCGAUCUGAGUAUCCAAGAAAAAGGAAACGCAAUUUCAGGAUGGUCAUUUGUAUCCUGCUAGUGUGAAUAAUAUACAGUUAAUUAAGACAUUUAUUUUUAUCUACAACACAUUUCUAAUUAUAUUUAAUUAUUAAAAAGAGAGAAAUGCUGCUCAUGCAGCGAUAGAUAGAUUAAUUAAAAAGAUUUAA
This is a messenger RNA of Blepharisma stoltei, 1939 nucleotides long. Lineage: Eukaryota; Ciliophora; Heterotrichea; Heterotrichida; Blepharismidae. The record is from the annotation of a GenBank genome assembly.